AUUCCACGCACCAAUACUAUAUAAAUAAUUCUCAUUCGUCUUCAUUCUUCACUACUGUCACAUUUCACAACCAUGUCUCAACAUUCUUCGUUCUAUCCACGAGUCGAUUUCACAAACCCAGAAGCCAAUUCUCCCUUCUCUCAGUCCUCUUCAUCUUCUUCUUCCAUGUACCCCUCAAUCGAUACCAACAACGUUGCUGUUGCCGAGGAAGACUCAAAUACGACACAACCAAUGGAACAUGUUCUUGUCACUGUCCCGGGAGCGAUUCUGCACCUCAUAGAAAAGGACUCCAGCGUCCAUCUCGCUUCUGGGGACCUCACCAUAGCGAGCCUCAGGGAAGGGGAAAAGGUGGUGGCAGUUCUGGCGCGCAUCGGAGACCAAAUUCAGUGGCCGUUGGCAAAAGACGUGUCGGCUGUGAAGCUGGACGAGUCUCACUACUUCUUCACGCUUAAGGUUCCGCAGAAGCACGGGGAGAAUGAGUUGGAGGUGUUGAAUUAUGGGUUGACGGUGGCGGCGAAAGGGCAAGAGGGGGUGUUGAAGGAACUGGAUGAAGUUCUGGAGAAGUAUAGCUUUGUAUCGGAGGAGAGAGUGGAGGGUGUGCGUGGGUGGGAGGUGUUGGAUGGGUCUGUGUCCAAGGAAACAUCGCCGGAGGAGUUGAAGUCGGAGAAGAAGAGGGAAGUGGUGGAGGAGCGUUCUGCGGCGUAUUGGACUACGUUGGCACCAAACGUUGAAGAUUACAGUGGUAACUUUGCAAGGUGGAUUGCCUCAGGGUCAGGGCAAGUGGUUAGGGGGAUUUUGUGGUGUGGGGACGUUACUGUGGAUAGGUUGAAAUGGGGUAAUGAUUUCUUGAAGAAGAGGUUGCAACCUGGUUCCCAAUCCCAUAUUAGUCCACAAGCCUUGGAGAGGAUGAAAAGGGUUAAGAAGUUGACGAAGAUGUCAGAGAAAGUGGCCACCGGCGUUCUCUCGGGGGUUGUUAAGGUGUCUGGAUUCUUCACAAGUUCUGUGGUGAACUCCAAAGCGGGCAAGAAAUUCUUUAGCCUUCUUCCAGGAGAAAUCGUCCUUGCUACCAUGGAUGGAUUCAAUAAGGUCUGUGAUGCUGCGGAAGUAGCUGGAAGGAAUGUCAUGUCCACUUCCUCAGUUGUGACCACUGGACUCGUUUCACAUAAAUAUGGAGAGCAAGCAGCUCAGGUAACAAAUGAAGGCUUAGAUGCUGCGGGGCAUGCGAUUGGAACAGCUUGGGCUGUGUUCAAACUUAGGAAGGCUCUCAACCCCAAAAGCGUCAUCAAACCAACAACACUAGCAAAAGCUGCUGGUGAAGUUAAUUCUGCUAAAUUGAAGGCUAAGAAAUAACAAGUCAUGAAAAGCAAGAGCAUUAGGAUCUCCCACGCCUUUAUAUAUUAUCUAUUAGUUGUUGUAUUGGUUUGUCUGUUUGUUCAUUUUUUUAUUUUAAUCAAUCUUUAUAGUUAGUGAUAGAUGUUUUGGAAAAGGAAUUAUAUUCGUUACAUUUCUUUAUUCAAGAGUCUAUGGCACAAGAAGAUUAACGGGUUCUGAGUUACUCACCGAAUUUUCUAUU
This is a messenger RNA of Abrus precatorius (Indian licorice), 1573 nucleotides long. Its product is annotated as protein EARLY-RESPONSIVE TO DEHYDRATION 7, chloroplastic-like. Gene Ontology annotation, cellular component: plasma membrane. The transcript has 4 exons. Lineage: Eukaryota; Viridiplantae; Streptophyta; Magnoliopsida; Fabales; Fabaceae. The record is from RefSeq and is a predicted model, not a curated record. The coding region runs from base 73 to 1350 and encodes 425 amino acids.